AUGUGCCACGGCUUCUCUGCCAUCUCACCGGAGAGAUUUGAUGCUAGUGCGACGUGCUCUGAAUCCUUACGCUUCACUAGCGCCUUUCAGAAAGGCCGUCUGCUCCAGAUCUGGCCCAGUUCCUUAGCGUGCCUGAAUCUAGUAGCUGCUGCACUGGCCCAGUGUUUACACGGCGCGUCUGUUUGCAUUAGCCAAAUCAUCGUGGCUGCACCGGUCUGUCCGAGACACGUCCAGACCCUGGUCGGUGUGAUAACCGGCGCCGCAGAUGGACACGGCGUGAGCCGACGCCCCGGUCUUUUCCACCGCGCCAUCAUCCAGAGCGGCUCGGCGCUGUCCAGCUGGGCAGUCAACUACCAGCCGGUGAAGUACACGCGCCUGCUGGCGGAGAAGGUCGGGUGCAACGUGCUGGACACCAUGGACAUGGUGCACUGCCUGCGCAAGAAGAACGCCCGCGAGCUGGUGGAGCAGGACAUACAGCCGGCGCGCUACCACGUGGCGUUCGGCCCCGUCAUCGACGGCGACGUGAUCCCGGACGACCCCGAGAUCCUGAUGGAGCAGGGCGAGUUCCUGAACUACGACAUCAUGCUGGGCGUGAACCAGGGCGAGGGUCUGCGCUUCGUGGAGAACGUGGUGGACUCAGAGGACGGCGUCUCGGGCACCGAUUUCGAUUUUUCCGUGUCGGACUUCGUGGACAGUCUGUACGGGUACCCGGAGGGCAAAGACACGCUGAGGGAGACCAUCAAGUUCAUGUACACGGACUGGGCGGACCGGGACAAUCCAGAGACCCGCCGCAAGACCCUGGUGGCCUUGUUUACCGACCACCAGUGGGUGGAGCCGUCGGUGGUGACGGCCGACCUGCACGCCCGCUACGGGUCGCCCACCUAUUUCUACGCCUUCUACCACCACUGCCAGAGCCUGAUGAAGCCGCCGUGGUCGGACUCGGCGCACGGUGACGAGGUGCCCUACGUCUUCGGCAUUCCCAUGAUCGGACCGACUGACCUGUUCCCGUGCAACUUCUCCAAGAACGACGUCAUGCUGAGCGCCGUGGUCAUGACCUACUGGACUAACUUCGCCAAGACCGGAGACCCGAACAAGCCGGUGCCGCAGGACACCAAAUUCAUUCACACCAAAGCCAACCGCUUCGAGGAGGUGGCCUGGUCCAAGUACAACCCGCAGGAUCAGCUGUACCUGCACAUCGGGCUGAAGCCGCGGGUCCGCGACCACUACCGCGCCACCAAGGUGGCGUUCUGGAAGCACCUGGUGCCGCACCUGUACAACCUGCACGACAUGUUCCACUACACCUCCACCACCACCCGCGUGCCGCCCCCGGAGACCACGCAGAACUCGCUGUCCACCAAGCGCCCCAACGGCAAGGCCUGGCCCUUCAACACCAAGCGUCCGCCCAUGUCUCCGGCGUACAACAGCGAGAGCGGGACGGAGCGGCGCAACGGCGCCGACGACGAGGACCCGGGGCCGCUCCUGGUGGAGAACGCUCGCGACUACUCCACCGAGCUGAGCGUCACCAUCGCCGUGGGCGCGUCCCUGCUCUUCCUCAACGUGCUGGCCUUCGCCGCGCUGUACUACCGCAAGGACAAGCGCCGACAGGACCAGCACCCGCAGGGCAGCCCGCCUCGCGCCAACUCCAGCGCCAACGGGGGCAACGUGGAGGACGAGAUCGCCUCGCUGCAGGUCAACCAGUGCGACGCCACGUCGAUCGGGGAGGCGCUGCCGCUCACCGCGCUCCCGGAUUACUCGCUCACGCUGCGCCGCUCGCCCGACGACAUCCCGCUCAUGACGCCCAACACCAUCACCAUGAUCCCUAACUCGCUGGUGCCCAUGCCCAACCUGCACCCGUACAACACCUUCACCGCCGGGUUCAGCACCACCGGCCUCGCCCACUCACACUCCACCACACGCGUAUAGCUUUACGGGCGGAGUUUUCUACGGUUACCACGGUUACAGGGGACUUUGAAUUCGAUGGGAAUUUCGCAGAGGCGUGACGGACUCCACGUUCCAGCGGCGGGACGAGCGCCGGAUAUUUUUUU
Molecule: messenger RNA, 2045 nt
Organism: Trichomycterus rosablanca
Lineage: Eukaryota; Metazoa; Chordata; Actinopteri; Siluriformes; Trichomycteridae
Product: neuroligin-3-like
Exons: 4
Coding region: 1-1923 (640 amino acids)
Biological process (GO): chemical synaptic transmission; neuron cell-cell adhesion; postsynaptic membrane assembly
Cellular component (GO): synapse; postsynaptic specialization membrane; plasma membrane
Molecular function (GO): signaling receptor activity; neurexin family protein binding
Source: RefSeq, a predicted model, not a curated record